AUGAACUCAUUUGCGUCAUUAGGUCUGAUAUAUUCAGUAGUAAACCUUUUAACUAGAGUAGAGGCUCAAAUUGUGUUCUACCAGAAUAGUAGUACUUCACUGCCUGUCCCUACUUUAGUAUCCACCUCAAUAGCAGAUUUUCACGAGUCCUCAUCAACUGGCGAAGUGCAGUAUUCAUCCUCUUAUUCGUAUGUGCAGCCCUCAAUAGACUCCUUCACUUCAUCUAGCUUCUUAACAAGUUUUGAAGCUCCUACCGAAACUUCUUCCAGCUAUGCAGUUUCUUCCUCAUUGAUAACUUCUGAUACUUUUUCUUCAUACUCUGAUAUCUUCGAUGAAGAAACAAGUUCAUUAAUAUCAACCUCAGCUGCCUCAUCGGAGAAAGCCUCGUCCACCCUUUCUUCAACUGCACAACCUCAUAGGACAUCUCACUCUUCCUCUUCAUUCGAGCUACCAGUCACUGCUCCAUCAUCCUCUAGUUUACCGUCCUCAACUUCAUUGACAUUUACGUCAGUUAAUCCAUCUCAAAGUUGGACUUCAUUUAACUCAGAAAAAUCUAGCGCUCUUUCCUCAACCAUAGAUUUUACUUCUUCUGAGAUUUCAGGUUCAACAUCUCCAAAGAGCCUGGAAAGUUUCGAUACCACCGGUACUAUAACUUCAUCUUAUUCUCCUUCUCCUUCUUCAAAAAAUUCUAACCAGACCUCACUACUCAGCCCAUUGGAGCCUCUGUCCAGUUCUUCAGGAGAUUUAAUAUUGAGUUCAACUAUUCAAGCUACUACCAAUGACCAAACUUCAAAAACUAUUCCAACUCUUGUUGACGCCACAUCGUCAUUACCACCAACAUUGAGGUCAUCCAGUAUGGCACCAACAAGUGGUUCUGAUUCAAUCUCACACAACUUUACGAGCCCCCCCUCUAAAACAAGUGGUAACUACGAUGUUUUGACUUCAAACUCAAUAGAUCCUUCUCUAUUUACAACUACGAGUGAAUAUUCAUCUACACAAUUGUCGAGUUUAAAUCGGGCCUCAAAAAGUGAAACAGUUAAUUUCACUGCUUCUAUUGCUUCCACACCAUUUGGUACAGAUUCGGCUACUUCUCUAAUAGACCCCAUUAGUUCAGUGGGUUCUACAGCAUCUAGCUUUGUGGGAAUUUCAACCGCCAAUUUUAGUACACAAGGGAACUCGAACUAUGUUCCUGAAUCAACUGCAAGUGGAAGUUCACAAUACCAGGACUGGUCAAGCUCUUCUCUUCCGCUGUCACAAACCACUUGGGUUGUCAUCAACACAACUAAUACACAAGGGUCUGUAACGUCAACCACAUCCCCGGCUUAUGUUUCUACGGCCACCAAAACGGUUGACGGGGUGAUCACCGAAUAUGUUACAUGGUGUCCUCUAACACAAACCAAAUCACAAGCAAUUGGGGUCAGUUCGUCCAUUUCUAGCGUUCCACAAGCCUCCUCAUUUAGCGGUAGUUCUAUUUUGAGCUCCAAUUCCAGCACUCUUGCUGCCUCGAACAACGUUCCUGAAUCAACUGCAAGCGGAAGUUCACAAUACCAGGACUGGUCAAGCUCUUCUCUUCCGCUGUCACAAACCACUUGGGUUGUCAUCAACACAACUAAUACACAAGGGUCUGUAACGUCAACCACAUCCCCGGCUUAUGUUUCUACGGCCACCAAAACGGUUGACGGGGUGAUCACCGAAUAUGUUACAUGGUGUCCUCUAACACAAACCAAAUCACAAGCAAUUGGGAUCAGUUCAUCCACGAUUAGCGCCACACAAACCUCUAAACCAUCUUCAAUAUUAACAUUGGGGAUAUCGACCUUACAAUUGUCUGAUGCCACAUUUAAGGGGACUGAAACUAUAAACACCCAUCUCAUGACCGAAAGUACUUCAAUCACAGAGCCCACCUAUUUUAGUGGCACAUCGGAUAGUUUUUAUUUGUGCACCAGUGAAGUUAAUCUUGCGUCUUCCUUAUCUUCUUAUCCAAAUUUUUCAUCUUCAGAAGGCUCUACGGCGACCAUUACUAACUCUACCGUUACAUUUGGAUCGACCAGCAAGUAUCCAUCUACUAGUGUAUCUAACCCAACAGAAGCCAGCCAACAUGUGAGCUCUAGUGUGAACUCACUCACUGAUUUUACUUCAAAUUCAACCGAAACCAUCGCAGUUAUAUCUAAUAUUCACAAAACUUCGUCAAAUAAAGACUAUUCAUUGACGACUACGCAAUUAAAGACCAGCGGAAUGCAAACGCUUGUGCUUUCUACUGUCACAACAACGGUGAACGGUGCUGCUACGGAAUACACAACGUGGUGCCCGGCAUCAAGUAUUGCUUAUACGACAUCCAUAUCAUAUAAAACAUUAGUUUUGACCACUGAAGUCUGCUCUCAUUCUGAGUGUACUCCAACGGUUAUUACCAGUGUUACUGCAACAAGCUCUACAAUCCCCCUUUUAUCAACCUCUAGCUCUACGGUAUUAUCUUCUACAGUAUCCGAAGGUGCAAAAAAUCCCGCUGCUUCUGAAGUAACUAUUAAUACCCAAGUUUCUGCUACUUCCGAAGCUACUAGUACUAGCACUCAAGUGUCUGCUACUUCUGCGACGGCCACUGCUAGCGAGAGUUCAACCACAUCCCAGGUUUCUACUGCUUCCGAAACUAUUAGCACUCUCGGUACUCAAAACUUUACCACUACUGGAAGCUUACUUUUCCCGGCUUUGUCUACUGAAAUGAUAAAUACUACUGUGGUUUCCCGAAAAACCCUAAUUAUUAGUACAGAGGUAUGUUCCCAUUCCAAAUGUGUCCCAACAGUCAUUACCGAGGUUGUUACUUCGAAAGGCACGCCUUCUAAUGGACAUUCUUCUCAAACUCUACAAACGGAGGCAGUAGAGGUGACAUUGUCAUCCCAUCAAACCGUAACUAUGAGUACCGAAGUAUGUUCUAAUUCGAUUUGCACACCGACUGUUAUUACAUCUGUGCAAAUGAGAAGUACUCCUUUUCCAUACUUAACUUCUUCAACGUCAAGUUCCUCUUUAGCCUCCACCAAAAAAAGUUCCUUAGAAGCCUCCUCAGAAAUGUCCACCUUUUCUGUCAGUACGCAAAGUUUGCCUUUGGCAUUCACAAGUUCAGAAAAACGCUCCACCACAUCUGUCUCUCAAUGGUCAAAUACCGUUUUAACUAAUACAAUAAUGUCCUCUUCUUCUAAUGUCAUAUCAACAAAUGAAAAGCCCAGUAGUACUACCUCUCCAUACAACUUCUCUUCGGGGUACUCUUUACCUUCUUCUUCUACACCUUCCCAAUAUUCACUAUCUACAGCUACUACAACAAUCAACGGAAUCAAAACUGUGUACACAACUUGGUGUCCAUUGGCAGAAAAAUCUACUGUAGCUGCUUCUUCUCAAUCUUCCCGCAGUGUUGACAGGUUUGUUUCGUCGUCAAAACCAUCCUCAUCUUUAUCUCAGACCUCUAUUCAAUAUACAUUAUCUACUGCUACCACCACCAUAAGUGGUUUGAAGACUGUAUACACGACUUGGUGUCCAUUAACAAGUAAAUCGACUUUAGGUGCUACUACUCAAACUUCCUCGACAGCCAAAGUUAGAAUUACUUCCGCUUCAUCUGCAACAUCUACUUCUAUUUCUUUGAGCACUUCAACAGAAUCAGAAUCUUCAUCUGGAUAUUUGUCGAAAGGAGUAUGCUCAGGUACUGAAUGUACGCAAGAUGUGCCAACACAAUCAUCCUCACCUGCUUCAACGUUAGCAUAUUCCCCCUCUGUUUCUACAUCAUCAUCAUCAUCAUUCUCAACAACAACUGCAUCAACACUAACGUCAACACACACCUCUGUCCCGUUAUUACCAUCAUCUAGCUCUAUAUCAGCAUCUUCGCCAUCAUCAACUUCGUUGUUAUCCACUUCUUUACCAUCUCCCGCUUUUACGUCAUCAACACUUCCAACAGCAACAGCAGUAUCUUCCUCCACUUUCAUAGCGUCUUCUCUACCAUUGUCCUCUAAAUCAUCAUUGUCGUUAUCGCCAGUCUCGUCGUCUAUUUUGAUGUCUCAGUUUUCAUCAUCAUCAUCAUCAUCAUCAUCAUUGGCAUCGUUGCCAUCUCUUUCUAUAUCACCAACUGUUGACACUGUUUCUGUUCUACAACCAACUACUUCCAUCGCAACACUAACUUGCACAGACUCACAAUGCCAACAGGAGGUAUCCACUAUCUGUAAUGGAUCCAACUGUGACGAUGUGACUUCAACUGCCACUACUCCUCCAUCUACGGUUACUGAUACUAUGACAUGUACUGGAUCUGAGUGCCAGAAAACCACAUCUAGCAGCUGUGAUGGUUACUCGUGUAAAGUAUCCGAAACGUAUAAAUCAAGCGCUACAAUAUCUGCAUGUAGUGGAGAAGGAUGCCAAGCUUCCGCUACAAGUGAGCUAAAUUCUCAAUACGUCACGAUGACGUCUGUCAUUACCCCAAGUGCCAUAACAACAACAUCAGUGGAAGUGCAUUCAACUGAAUCCACUAUAUCAAUUACUACAGUGAAGCCAGUUACAUAUACAUCCAGUGAUACUAAUGGAGAACUGAUAACCAUAACAAGUUCCAGCCAAACUGUAAUUCCAUCAGUAACGACGAUAAUAACGAGAACAAAAGUGGCCAUAACUUCAGCACCAAAGCCAACAACUACGACCUAUGUCGAGCAACGACUUUCCUCCAGUGGGAUUGCUACUUCUUUUGUUGCUGCUGCAUCCUCAACUUGGAUUACUACACCCAUUGUCAGUACGUAUGCUGGUUCGGCGUCAAAAUUUCUCUGUAGUAAGUUCUUUAUGAUAAUGGUAAUGGUGAUCAACUUCAUUUAA
Molecule: messenger RNA, 4830 nt
Organism: Saccharomyces cerevisiae S288C
Lineage: Eukaryota; Fungi; Ascomycota; Saccharomycetes; Saccharomycetales; Saccharomycetaceae
Gene: FIG2
Product: Fig2p
Exons: 1
Coding region: 1-4830 (1609 amino acids)
Cellular component (GO): membrane
Source: RefSeq, marked reviewed